UUAAAAUGAGAAAAACAGAGGUUCUUACAGUAAUGAUUCUUAUGGUUUUGGUCGAGUCAGGCCUGGUCAAAAAGGCUACAGCACACCCAUGUGGUCGAACAUUUUUGUCCGCUUUGAUUGAACUCGUGCCUUGUACACUAUCAGUGGUGCCGUUUAGCACAUUGUCUCCGAACGAGCCAUGUUGCACUGCCAUCAAAACGCUUGGUCAGCCUUGUCUAUGCGUUAUUGCCAAUGGACCAUCUAUUCCUGGCGUUGACCACACUCUCGCUCUCCAGUUACCUGGAAAAUGUUCUGCCAAUUUUCCUCCGUGUAACUAAUUUUCUGCAUGUAAUAAGAAAAUCACGAAUUGCUUCGGUUUUAAUAUAGACUUGAGAAUUAUAAUUUUAGUGUCAAUGUUCAAGACUAAUAAAGAAGUGAGAGUAACUUUA
Molecule: messenger RNA, 428 nt
Organism: Brassica oleracea var. oleracea
Lineage: Eukaryota; Viridiplantae; Streptophyta; Magnoliopsida; Brassicales; Brassicaceae
Product: putative lipid-transfer protein DIR1
Exons: 1
Coding region: 6-317 (103 amino acids)
Biological process (GO): systemic acquired resistance
Molecular function (GO): fatty acid binding
Source: RefSeq, a predicted model, not a curated record